Amborella trichopoda is the source of this 1158-nucleotide messenger RNA. NCBI's taxonomy places the organism in Eukaryota, Viridiplantae, Streptophyta, Magnoliopsida, Amborellales, Amborellaceae. The record is from RefSeq and is a predicted model, not a curated record.
AUGGCGACCCUGGCAACAUUUGUUACUGUAGCAUUAGUUAACCCUUUACUCUACUCUCUUCUAAAUGCAUCACCCUCCAUGGCUUCAACUUUGGAGAGUGGCCUUCUCGAUUUGGUUUGCUCGAGACGACAUGGGUGGCUUAUAUGUGCACGAUGUGGGGGCCACAGCUAUGAGGGCUUCUUGUCAACUGGGGACUUACCAUUUGUCAUCAUUGAUCUGAUGAAUUUGAAUAAGGUGGAGGUUGAUAUUGCCCAAGGAACUGCUUGGAUAGGGGGUGGAACAACCCUAGGUGAGGCUUACUAUCCCAUAGCAAAAGCUAGUAAGGAUCGAUAUGGUUUCCCAGCAGGAACUUGCCCAACAAUGGGAAGUGGGGGGCACAUUAGUGGAGGCAGAUUCGGCCACAUGUCCAGCAAAUUUGGGCUUGCUGUUGAUAAUAUAGUGGAUGCAUUGGUGGUAAAUGCUGAGGGCUUCUUGAAUAGGACCGCAAUGGGGGAAGAUAUGUUUUGGGCCAUAAGUGGUGGGGGUGGUGAAAGUUGGGGAAUAGUAGUAGCUUGGAAGCUCAGCUUGCCUAGUGGUAGCACCAGAGAAGACUUGUUUAAUUGGUACUUGGUGGAUAAUUUCUUUUUCAAGGCAAAAUCUGAUUAUGUUAAGGAGCCAUUGACUCCUGGUUCUCUAGAGGGUGCUAUAACGUAUCUGGAGGAAGAGCCUUCCGGAUCAAUCAUUCUCUACCCCUAUGGUGGGAAAAUGGAUGAAAUUGAGCCAGAUGCCAUACCCUUUCCGCACUGUAAGGGUAACAUAUAUAGCAUCCAAUAUAUAAUAAAUUGGCAAACACAAGAAGAAGAAGAUUACAAAUAUGUACAUCAAAUAAAAGAUAAAGACUGUCUUCAACUAUCUCUACGCUUGAAUCGGAUCGGAAGCUUUUAUAAGUAUAUGGAGCCCUAUGUGAACAAGUCCCCAAGGGAGGCCUAUGUCAAUUACUUGGAUAUAGACUUAGGGGCUCUUAGAAAUGGAACUGCGAGGGUGGAAACUGCAAGAGAAUGGGGUAUAAUGUAUUUCAAGGAUAAUUUUGAUCGUCUGGUUUGAGUGAAGAGCCAUGUUGACCCUCACAAUGUUAGGAACCUACAGAGUAUUCCUGUCAGUGCGAAACAAGUAAUAUGA